This is a messenger RNA of Raphanus sativus (radish), 2067 nucleotides long. RefSeq names its product calmodulin-binding protein 60 D. Gene Ontology annotation, biological process: regulation of salicylic acid biosynthetic process. Lineage: Eukaryota; Viridiplantae; Streptophyta; Magnoliopsida; Brassicales; Brassicaceae. Gene Ontology annotation, molecular function: DNA-binding transcription factor activity; sequence-specific DNA binding; calmodulin binding. Gene Ontology annotation, cellular component: nucleus. Bases 168 to 1940 code for a protein of 590 amino acids. The record is from RefSeq and is a predicted model, not a curated record. The transcript has 9 exons.
AUUAUUCUUUAGUCAGACCGAGUUGACCCCAUUACCAAACAUUGAAACAAAUAAGCAUCGAAGUAGGCAAAAAGUACAUAGGAUAGGAGAGACUCUGUCGGAAAACCAUCGACCAACGACCCAAUCACUCCCGUCGCCGGCGAACCGGAGCAGAAACAGUUUGAAGAAUGAAGAGGAACUUAGACGGGAACGACGAGGACCAGCCUGAGCGGAAACGCCCUGCUCUUGCUAGUGUGAUUAUUGAGGCGAUGAAAGUUGACAGCUUGCAGAGACUCUGCUCCUCUCUAGAACCUAUUCUCCGCCGAGUUGUGAGUGAGGAAGUGGAACGUGCUUUGGCAAAGUUCAUCCCUUCUGGACUUGCCGAAAGUUCAAGCUCUUCUCAGAAACAAAUUGGUGGUCUGAAUAGCCGGAACUUGCAGCUGCGUUUUAGGACUAGACUAUCUCUCCCUUUAUUCACUGGAGGAAGAGUGGAAGGAGAGCAAGGAGCUGCCAUCCAUGUUGUAUUGAUAGAUGCAAACACAGGGCGUCAUGUGACGUUUGGACCAGAAGCUUCUCUCAAGCUCGAGGUCGUUGUGCUCGAAGGCGACUUCGACAAAGAAGACGGAGGAGAUUGGACUCAAGAAGAGUUUGAAAGCCAUGUUGUGAAAGAGCGUGAUGGGAAGAGACCGUUGCUUGCUGGGGACCUGUGUGUUGUUCUCAAGGAAGGGGUGGGUGCUUUGGGUGAGCUAACGUUCACUGAUAACUCGAGUUGGAUUCGAAGUAGGAAGUUUAGACUUGCUUUAAAGGUCGCCUCUGGGUGGUGUGAUGGUGGUGUAAGGGUACGUGAGGCGAAGACUGAAGCUUUCCCUGUUAAAGAUCACAGGGGAGAAUUGUACAAGAAGCAUUAUCCACCUGCUUUGAGUGAUGAGGUGUGGAGAUUGGAGAAGAUUGGUAAAGAUGGGGCGUUUCAUAAGAAACUAACCGCUGAAGGAAUAGUCAACGUGGAAGACUUUCUUAGAAAAUUGGUCAAGGAUUCUGCAAAACUACGAGCUACUCUCGGAAGCAUGUCAAACAAGAUGUGGGAUGUACUAGUGGAGCACGCAAAGACAUGUGUCCUAAGCGGUAAGCUUUACAUCUACUAUGCUGAAGAUUCAAGAUCCGUGGGCGUUGUGCUCAAUAACAUCUAUGAGUUGAGUGGCCUUAUCUCCGCGGAUCAAUACUUCUCUGCUGACUCACUCGAUGACACCCAAAAGGUAUAUGUGGAUGGAUUGCUGAAGAAGGCAUAUGAUAACUUGAACCAAGUGGUAGAGUAUGAAGGCAAAACUCUUUUGAACUUCAAUCAGCCUGAGAUGGUGAAUGUUUCUCAGACAGAACAUGUAACGGUGCCGGCAAAUUACUCUCCCCUGCCGCCGUCUCCUAUACUCGCUAGCCAGUUUUCUAGAUUCUCAUUUGAAGGGUAUAAUAAUCAAACGAUGCCAACAGCUCAGCUCCAUAACUCACAAGCACCAUUCGAUAUUGUUUUGCAGCAAGAUCAGUUUAUGGGAAUACAUCAAGGUCAAACCACCACUGGGAUGGCUCUUGGUCCUCCACAGCAAUCCACAGGCGGGUACCACCACGACAUUGGCUCUUCUUCUGUUCAUCAGGCAAAUCUUGAUCCCUUUGAAGACUGGUCACGUCAGCAUGAGAACGAGAUUCAGCUAAGAAGUGAUGAAAUGCUGGAGAGUGAGGAGAUGCAGCAGCUGCUCCAGCUCUGUACUAGCAUGGGAGGGGAUGGAGAAGGUGGAUAUGGUUUCCCGUCGUUUAUGCAAAGUACACCGAUGGUGAAGGGAUAUGAGGAGGAGCGAGUGAGGUCAGGAAAAGCGGUUGUUGGGUGGCUAAAGAUUAAAGCAGCAAUGAAAUGGGGAAUCUUCAUAAGGAAGAAAGCUGCUGAGAGAAGAGCUCAGAUUGUUGAGCUUGAUUAAAUAUGUUUACUAAUAGAUGAUUUAUUCAGGUACAGUAUAGGUAAAACAUACCUGAUCACUUGGUUUCACAUAUUUUUCAUGUUUGCCUUGGACAUGUUAUAGGUUUUAUGACAUCAACGUUACAAUC